Menidia menidia (Atlantic silverside) is the source of this 609-nucleotide messenger RNA. Lineage: Eukaryota; Metazoa; Chordata; Actinopteri; Atheriniformes; Atherinopsidae. The record is from the annotation of a GenBank genome assembly.
GAGAAGAUGAGUGAGGAGAACUCUGAUGAAGUGAAGAUGCUGGAGGCUCAAAUCGAGCGUCUUCAGGCUGAGGUGGAAGUUUUAAAGCUCCAGCAGCAGGAAAACCAUAAAGACUUAACUCUGCACUUCCCGGGACACAUGCGGGACGCCCUGGCCCACCUGUGUGGGCAGAGAGCGGCCGGAGGGCAGGAGGAGGUGCUUUCCAAGCUGAGGGAGGAGAUCCAGGAGCUGGAGGCAGAUCUGGAGCUGCAGACGCAGAUGAACGGCAUCAGUCUGAGCAGAUGCCUCGUAAAGACGCUGCAAAGUGGCAGAAAGCUGGUCCAGAAGCUCUGUUUGUCCGGCCACUGCUCUGAGCUCGUUUUCCAAGUGGAGUUCAAACUCUCUGAGAUGAAGGUGGGUCAGAGCUGUGAGCGGAGGCUCAGCGAACUGAACGUGGUGCUGGACUCCCCAGACCUGCGGAGCUUCAGCAGCUUCCUGAGCAGGGUGGAGGAGAGCGGGGACCUGCUUCUGUUCUUCAGGACUCUCCGGACUUUCUCCGACCGAUGUGACGACCGCGCCAGAACCUUCAGGCACUUCCAGCCCUCGGAGGCGGCUGGAUUCAGCAAGUAA